GAAUUACUAUUAUUUGCGAAAAGCCAAAAACACCAACCAAAUCAAACUUGUGAGAAAUCCAUCUCUUUUUUGGCGUUAGGGUUUUUAAUCUCCGAUGGAUUCCGAUGUAACCAUGGUCCCGGCCGGCGAAACCUCAACUAUUCCGGCUGGACCUUCAUCUUCUUCGAAGAAACCUAAAAGGUUUGAAAUAAAAAAGUGGAACGCUGUUGCUCUUUGGGCUUGGGAUAUUGUUGUCGAUAAUUGUGCUAUCUGCAGAAACCAUAUCAUGGAUCUCUGUAUUGAAUGCCAAGCUAAUCAGGCCAGUGCUACUAGUGAGGAGUGUACUGUGGCAUGGGGUGUCUGCAACCAUGCUUUUCACUUUCAUUGCAUCAGUCGUUGGCUAAAGACCCGCCAAGUUUGCCCACUAGACAACAGCGAGUGGGAGUUCCAAAAGUAUGGUCAUUAGAGAGCUUGACAUGGCCACGGGUAGAAGUGAAGUUGCAAGUUACUGGAAGGGAACACACAUUAAGCUCUGUUGCUUAUCUUGUACUAUCAUUCUAACUUGCUAUGAUACAUGGUUUUGAACUAGUAAAACGAGCAUGUGUGCAGUUUCUUGAACCAUAUUUUCAGUACAAAUGAACCUUCUUGGCUUUUGUUUUUUGGGUGUA
Molecule: messenger RNA, 647 nt
Organism: Erigeron canadensis
Lineage: Eukaryota; Viridiplantae; Streptophyta; Magnoliopsida; Asterales; Asteraceae
Product: RING-box protein 1a
Exons: 5
Coding region: 95-445 (116 amino acids)
Biological process (GO): protein ubiquitination; ubiquitin-dependent protein catabolic process
Cellular component (GO): nucleus; cullin-RING ubiquitin ligase complex
Molecular function (GO): zinc ion binding; ubiquitin protein ligase activity; cullin family protein binding
Source: RefSeq, a predicted model, not a curated record